This is a messenger RNA of Nilaparvata lugens (brown planthopper), 784 nucleotides long. Its product is annotated as CCR4-NOT transcription complex subunit 7-like. The transcript is spliced from 5 exons. Lineage: Eukaryota; Metazoa; Arthropoda; Insecta; Hemiptera; Delphacidae. The record is from RefSeq and is a predicted model, not a curated record. Gene Ontology annotation, cellular component: P-body; CCR4-NOT complex; CCR4-NOT core complex. Gene Ontology annotation, molecular function: poly(A)-specific ribonuclease activity; nucleic acid binding. The coding region runs from base 233 to 769 and encodes 178 amino acids.
UCAAAAGUAUUGGAACGUCCCUAAGUGUAUAGUUUUCUACAAAUCUACAUUCACAUUUUUGUACUUUGUUUCAAUUGUUUGCGUAUUGUGUUUUUCUGUGAGUGACAUUUAAUAACAGUGUAAAGAAGAGUAGAGUAGAACUUUUAGUGAGUUUAACUCAUGUUGAAACCAUUUGAAAUGUGAAUCAGAAACAGAAAAGUGGAUCGGUUGGGAAUAUUCCAGCUAAAAAACCAUGCCGUCUGUAACUAACAAUUCCAUUGGACCACAUGGUGCUGGAAACAACAUGAAUUGCUCAAUAAUUCCUAACAAUGAGGAAUGUGGAAUCAGAGACGUGUGGGGAUACAAUUUGAAAGAAGAAUUUAAGACUAUCAGGCAGAUUGUACAGAAGUACAAUUUUGUCGCCAUGGACACUGAAUUCCCGGGUGUGGUAGCAAGACCCAUUGGGGAGUUCAGGAGUACCGCCGACUAUCAAUAUCAACUACUAAGAUGCAACGUUGAUCUGCUCAGAAUCAUUCAGCUCGGAUUGACAUUCUUAGAUGAGGAUGGAAAGCCUCCGUCUGGACAGUAUACAACUUGGCAGUUCAACUUCAAAUUUAAUCUCUCGGAGGAUAUGUAUGCACAAGACAGCAUAGAUCUACUUCAAAACUCUGGAAUCCAAUUUAAGAAGCAUGAAGAGGAUGGAAUUGAUCCAUUUGAGUUUGCAGAACUACUUAUGGUUUCCGGCGUUGUUCUAAUGGAUGAAGUGAAAUGGUUAUCAUUCCACAGGUAAUUCUGAACUUUCUUA